Molecule: messenger RNA, 4157 nt
Organism: Parnassius mnemosyne (clouded apollo)
Lineage: Eukaryota; Metazoa; Arthropoda; Insecta; Lepidoptera; Papilionidae
Source: the annotation of a GenBank genome assembly
GAAUUUCCGAUGUAAAAUUUUGUUGUUUUUUAAACAAUAUAAAUAAUUAUAUUAUACUGUAAAGAUGUUGAAAUUCCACGGGUUAAUAAUUUGGAGGUUAGGAUCCCGAGCGAUGAUAAGAAAGUAUUCCAGUGCUAGCGCAUCUGUAUUCAAAACACAGAAUUUUGAGUCUUCUAAAGCCAUCUCUGAUAAAAAUGGCAAUAAUGAAGUAGCAGAUGUCAAAGAAAAUGGAGGUUUGUUAGCAGCAGCAUUUGCGGCACUAAAUUCAACAGAUACAGAAGAUAGAAGAAAGCCUAGCCCAAAGUCAGUGAAACAAAACCGUAACCAGAUGUUAGAUCAUCAAAUAUUGAAGGCAAAUGAUGUUAAUUCCCUUCUGCUGGUAGCUGAAAACUCUGUAGUUUCUAGAAGACAUGCUUUGAAGGUAAUUAUUAUACACAUUAUGGUCAUAUAAUUCUUAAAUAUAUUGUUUAUGAUUUAUUCUAGUUCACAACCUUUUAAGAUUUUAUGUAAUGUUUGUUUAAAUUUAUCUUAUUCUUGUAAAAAUGUCCUUAGGACCAAAGUUUGGUCACGGCAAUCAGUCUCAAUGGAGACAAGCCAUGAUCACAGGGCAGAUAAUAGUGUCUGAUUAUAAGAGCAAGCAUAGGUUCAAAUUAUGUCUAUUUUUAGUUAAUUUUAAAAUAUGGUGUUACAAGAAACUGUGAUAUUAUUUACUGAUACUCUCCUAUACUUGAUAUGAGUUAAGAUUUAAGAUACAUGAAAUGCAUGAGUAAUAAGAUGCAUACCAUCCAAUUAUUUUAUAAUUUUUACUAGUUUGACUGGUCAGCAGAUCCACUAUUAUGGUAAUAGCUUUUACAUAGCUUUCAUGUAUAGCUAUAUAUCUGUCUAUAUAGUUUUUAGUGUUCUGUAGUUACACAACAGGGAACCCUUAUAGUUUUGCUAUGUCUGUCUGUCUGCAGUUUUACUCGGAUACCCUAGGUGCUACAAAUCUGUUAUUUGGCAUAGUUAUAGAUAUUAAUUAUGCCUACAAAACUGAAAAAAAAUUUGGGUAGCUCUAAUACAAGUAAAUGGUGGAUAAUUUUUUUACCCAUCUGUUCUAUCGUGUGGGGUAUUGUUUAUGGUUUGGGAAUUCCUGACUAUUUCAAAGUCCCGGGACACGGGACAGCCUAUAAUCAAAGUACCGGGAGUUCCCGGAACUUCAAGACUUUUAAGAAAAAGUUUUUGUAUUUUUUAAGAUGGGCAAGCCUUUUUUGAUGAAUUUUAGUUGAUAUAAUUUCUGGUGAAACGUAUUAAAAAGAGGCAAUUUUUUGUAAAAAUCAACAUUUAUUAAACAAUUAAACAGAAAAUUAAAUAACCUUAAUGUUAAUUUCAGUCUUAAUAAUUGCUUUGUUUAUUUUUUUUUUAGUCAGACACAGAUGCACUUCUAACAGUUAAAUCUUAUAGUUAUGAAACGAUCUUAGUUAAAGAUCAUACUAAUUCUUAAAAACUUUACUAUUAUCUAGUAAUUCUAGUAUCGAAUCAUAGUUCAUAAUCUCGUUGUUAAUUCCCAUAAUCACAUAUUUGUUUAAUUUGUGUUGCGUACUCAGUAGUUACGUAGUAGACCAAGUAAUUAUUCAUUAAACUAACACAUGGCGCUAGGCUCCUUCAAUUAUUUGAAAAUAAAAAUAAUUACAUAACAAUUUCGAUAAUCUUGUCUCGUCUCGAGUCUUGACCCGAAAGUCCCGGGACUCGAGACAACUUAAAUUACGGAAAGUCCCGGGACUUCGAUACACGAGACGAUGCGUUGCCGGCCUUUUAAAAAGGAGUAGGCUCUUUUCUUGAAGGUCCUUAAGUUGUAUUGGUCCGGAAAAAUCGCUGGUGGUAAUCGAUUCCACAAGGAAGUUGUGCGAGGAAGAAAACUUCUAAAUCGCACAGUGGUGGACCGCCAAUCAUCCAGAUGGUAUGGAUGGUAUCGCGAGUUUUGUCGCGAUGUGCGAUGGUGAAAUUGGGCGGCUGGAAUUAGUCCAAACAAUUCCUCAGAGCACUCCCCGUGAUAGAAGCGAUAAAAUACGCAAAGAGAUGCAACAUCUCUACGUAGUGCCAAUGAGUCAAGCCGAUUGGAAAGAACUUGGUCGUCGACGAUUCGAACCGCUCUGCGCUGGAUGCGGUCAAGUAGAAGGAGCUGGCACUUCGGAGCCCCUGCCCAGAGAUGAGAACAGUAUCCCAUGUGAGGCCGAACCUGCGCCUUGUAAAGUUGCAAGCGGUGUGCUGGCACGAAAUACUGUCCCGCUCUGCUGAGCACGCCAAGCAUUUUAGAGGCCAAUUUGGCCUUCUCUUCCAAGUGACCACGAAACUGCACGUCACUCGAUAUGUGGACACCAAGGAUCCCGAUACUGGCUGAGGCAACAAGGGUAUUGCCUUGAAACUGAGGAGAUACGACAAAGGGGUUCUUUUUAGCGGUAAACGCGCAAACUUGUGUCUUCUGGGGAUUGAACUGAACUAGAUUUAGUCGACCCCAGUCUGAGACUUUGUUCAACAAAGUCUCGACUUCAGACACAAGUUUGUUCCGGUACUCGGCGACGUUUUCCCGAGAAAUAUUGGCACGGCCAGUGUAUAAAGCAUCACCAGUGCUGUCGUCCGCAUAGCAAUGAAUGUUACUGGUUUGCAACAUAUCAUUGAUAUGCAAAAGAAACAGCGUUGGUGAUAGCACGCAGCCUUGUGGAACACCAGCGUUAAUGGACUUGUAAACCGUCUACUACGACCUUGAUGCUCCGAUCUGCAAGAAAACUAGUGAUCCAAUUGCACAAUUUCUUGGGAAGCCCAUCGGAAGGGAGCUUCGAAAGAAGCGCUUUGUGCCAAACCCGAUCGAAGGCCUUCGCUAUGUCCAAACUAACGGCCAACACCUCCCCCUUGGACUGCACUGCCUCCGCCCAUCUAUGAGUUAGGUAACCUAAAAGAUCACCAGCUGAGCGACCUCGACGGAAACCGUACUGGCGGUCACUAAUCAGCUGGUGAUCUACAAGGUACCGCAUGAGCUGGCUGUUAAUAAUGGUUUCCAUUACUUUGGAGAACAAGGAGGUGAUAGCAAUAGGCCUAUAGUUGGACGGAUCUGAGCGGUCGCCUUUUUUAGGGAUCGGGUGCACCAAAGCUGUCUUCCAUGAGUUCGGGACUACGCCGAUGGAGUAGGAGUACCGGAAAAGACGCGUUAAAACCGGUGCCAACUCCGGAGCACACGUCUUCAGCAUAAUAGGUGGGACUCCAUCAGGCCCACUCGUCUUGUUGACGUCCAGGGAGAGGAGUGCUUUACGCACCGAGCGCUAUGUAAACAGCACUUCCUGCAUGGAGCACUCACACCGCGGGAUGGUCGGCGGUGUGUUCCUCCGUCAUCUAGAGUAGAGUUGGAAGCAAAAAGAGAGCCUAGCAGAUCGGCUUUCUCCUUUGCGGCAUGGGCCAGUGAGUCGUCCGUCCUGUGCAGAGAUGGCAGAGAUGGCUGACAGAAGUUCCCUUGGACAGCCUUGGCGAGAGACCAGAAUGCACGUGUACCCGAAGGGAGGCGAACUAGUUUCUCGCCAAUUCUGCCGAUGUGCUCUGACUUUGCCUUGACAAUGACACUUGAAGGACCUGGAGGCGGAAUUAUACUUCUUUUUAAGAGCGCUGGUAUUUACAUCUUGGGACGUUGAUGCAUUGGCCCAGGUUCGGUAGCACUCCUGCUUAUAGCGUGAUGCAAUUUUGCAGGAGUGACUAAACCAUGGCUGGGAUCUGCCUCCAAUAGGCACCACAGAUGAUGGAAUAAAUAAUUCCAUUCCCUGAAGUACCACAUCAGCGACAGAAUCAGCAACAACGUUGGGAUCAUCCGGCGCGAAGCUAACCCGCCCCCAAGAGUAGGAUGCAAAAAAAGACCGCAUCCCGUCCCAAUCGGCCGACCUAUAGUGCCAAACACGGCGGCAAGCUGCAGAUUGCAAUUGCGAUUGGAGCGUGAGUGGCACCUUACUCCGGAUCGGACAAUGGUCCGAAGAGCCCAGAGGGACAUCGACGGAGACCUGAUAUCCGUCCGGAUGAGAGGUCAGCAGAAGGUCCAACAUUACUUCUUGAUUUAAAUUGUAUUAUUAUCAAAAUUGUAAAGUUUUCUUUAAUCUUUUUUGAAUACCACUCCCUAUAAGUCUAUAAAAUAUAAUACAUAU